AUGUGCUCUUCGUAUGCAGCGCUGACGCAGAUCAUUGUGAGCGGCCGGCUGGCCCCCCUCCGUGAUAGCGAGGACGACCUGGUAACACAGUACUGCAGAACCCCCCAGUACGGCCUGUGUGGAGGUCUGGCUUGCGUGAUAGAAGAUAAGGAGAACUACCGCCAGGACACUGUCCCUUCGGGCCAAACUAUGCUUCAACUUCAAAGUAGUAAAAUGUCGGCGGCGCGCCAUACGAAAUACGGUUCUAAGGCAGCGUCCUGUCGGGUACAAGGCAGCAUAGCUCGCGACAGCCAUCUCAAUCUCGACCGCAGAACGAGGCACGCGAACGCACCCUCAACAAGUCUCCAGCUCGCGCGCACGAUGGAAAGCCCCUCAACACCUGUUAGUGCUACGGAGAAGCGCAAGCCGGCCGCACACGCGGACAAGUAG
Molecule: messenger RNA, 429 nt
Organism: Rangifer tarandus platyrhynchus (Svalbard reindeer)
Lineage: Eukaryota; Metazoa; Chordata; Mammalia; Artiodactyla; Cervidae
Source: the annotation of a GenBank genome assembly